CGUUUUCCUGACACCUACUUUCUGCAGACCCACCAAGUCCGCCGGUUCGUUGAACAGUUCUUUUUUUUAUAUUUGCGCCGCUCGCCGACUCUGCGCUUUUGCUAAGAAGCUUGCCUAGCCCCAUCUGGCUAUCGCAUCGCUCACCGAUAAACGUCCAGUUUUUGCCAGCGCAAACAAAAACACAAACAAAAACACAAACACAGGCAAAUUUGCAGCAUGGUGUCGCAGACCGAGGCCAUUGCCGCCGUGGUGGCCGGCACAAAAAGCCAGCUUUUCGCCACCCAGCCCUCCAAGGCCGUGGCGUCGCUGUAUGCGCCAUACGUGCCUGGGUACGUUCCGCUCAUUGACGCCAACGAGCCGUUUUCUUUGGUCGCCAGCUACAUCGACGAGCAGCCCAAAGAGGAAACCGCCGCUGUGCCGGUGUCCGUGGCCACGGACUCCGUCACGCUUUUCAGAAACUUGCCUUUCUUGUCCUUGGCCGCGUACAGGACGCACCCUGUGGUGGUCCACGUGGAAAUAGUCAACUUCGACUACGACAUUGUCACCGCGUUGACGGACUCGCAGUACACCGUGUUUGUGUCCCAAAGCGCCCGCGACGCGUUUGCCGUGACCCAGGCCGCGGCCGCCGCGGCACUCUUGGAACAGAAAGCCGUGUUCCACUUUUACGCCCCUUCGGCCCGUGCCGACGACGUGGACGUGGCUAAAGUUGCCGCCGCCGCCGACAUUGCCUCUGUCUCCGACGCGCUUCGCCACUACCGCAUCCAGCCGUUCGCGGCGCUAAAUUCCGUGGCGACACCCAAGGAUGCCGUGGUGUUUUUGGGCCAGGUCUCCGCGGACCUCACCGCUGCCUUCUCGGCCGAGCACGCGUUGCUUUUUGCCGUCAACGUGCUCCACCCGCUAGAUUUGGCCAGCUUGCUUGCGCAGAUCCCGGCGUCCGUGGAUACUUUGACGUUUGUCGAGCAGUCGUUCCGCGUGUCGUCGUUCUCGCCGUUGCUCUUGGAAUUCUUCAAGAGCUACUCGGCUCACCAGCACUUGAAGAACUUCCGCAAGGUGGUGGGCGCCAAGUUGGGCCACGUGACCGCGGAGAAAACCCAGCAAACCGUGGCCAACUUGUUGGCCAACACCCGGGCAGACACGCCUGCGCAGAACGUGCUUUUCGGCAAGGUCUCCGAGUUGUCCACCAAAUCGCACCAGCUGAAGUUGGGCGAGAAGGCCGCGGGCCAGAAGCGCGUCUACGAGUUGGAGCAGGCCUACACCAAGGUGUUGGCCCAGGUCAACGCGAACUCGGCCAUUUUGAACGACUUCUCGGCCGAGACCGUCGGCGGCGCCUCGAACCCGGAGUACGGCUUCGGCUCGUUUUUGUACUCGCAGACCAAGGCGAAGGACUUGGCCAGCUUGGUGGCGGACGCCGUCCAAAAGAAAGCCUUCAGCUCGUUGAACAACGACAAGUUGAUUGAGCUCUUGUCCCAGUGGUUGGUCAGCUUCCAGGAGGGCAAGGCCUUCGCCAAGGUGGCGAAGCUUGUCGACAUCUUGAACACCGACAACUCGGCCUCGGCACAGGCCAUCCUUGGCUCCCUGCAGUACUUGGACAUCAAGUCCAACUGGUUGGUCGGCUCGGACGCGUGGUCCUACGACUUGGGCCUGUCCGGUGUGCACAGCGUGAUUUCCUCGGGCCAGAACAUCAACAUGUUGAUCAUCGACUCCGAGCCCUACUCGGCCAAGAAGCUCAAUGCGCUCAGAAAGAAGGACGUGGGCUUGUACGCCAUGAACUACGGCAACUGCUACGUGGCCUCCAUUGCCAUCUACUCCUCGUACACGCAGGUCUUGCAGGCGUUCAUCGAGGCCGAGAAGUUCAACGGCCCCUCGAUCGUGUUGGCCUACUUGCCUUACGAGACAGAGAACUCCGAUGUCUUAAGCAUCUUGAAGGAGACCAAGUCGGCCGUCGACACCGGAUACUGGCCUUUGUACAGGUACGACCCCACCAUUGAGGACGACAGCCUCAGGUUCAAGCUUGACUCCUCGUCCUUGAGAACCCAGUUGAAGAACUUCUUGGACCGUGAGAACAAGUUGACGCUCUUGGCGCAGAAGAACCCGCAGCUCCUGAGAAACUUGACUGCCAGUGCCAACAGCGAGAUCAAGAAGCAGCAGAAGCAGGUGGAAGACGAGUCGUUCAAGCAGUUGUUACAGGGCUUGUCUGGCCCUCCUUUGACCAUCGGAUUUGCAUCUGAUGGCGGAAACGCUGAGGCCGUGGCCAAGAAAAUCAACAGACAGGCCUUGGGCCGUGGCUUGAAGUCUGUCGUGCUUUCUAUGGACGAAAUGUCCGUGGAGGACUUGCCCAUGGAGACCAACGUCAUCUUGGUGACAGCCACUGCCGGCCAGGGUGAAAUCCCCAACAACGGUAAGGCCUUCUGGGAUGAGUUGAAACAGUCGCAAGACUUGGACCUCUCGUCCGUCAAGUUCUCCGUGUUUGGUUUGGGUGACUCCAAGUACUGGCCAAGAAAGGAGGACAAGCACUACUACAACAAGCCAGCUCAGGACUUGUACGGCAAGUUCAAGUUGUACGGUGGUGUGGAAUUAGCCGACUUGGGUUUGGGUGAUGACCAGGACCCUGAUGGAUUCAACACUGGAUACGAGGAGUGGCUCCCUAAGAUCUGGAAAGCCUUGGGUGUGGACAACGUCGAGGGGGUUGAGGAGCCAAAGCCCUUGACCAACGAAGACAUGAAAAUUCAAUCUGACUUCUUGAGAGGUACCAUCGCCGAGGGCUUGAGAGACGAGUCCACUGGUGCUAUCUGUGCUGUCGACCAGCAAAUGACCAAGUUCCAUGGAAUUUACAUGCAAGACGACCGUGACAUCAGAGACGAGAGAAAGCUGCAGGGCUUGGAGCCCGCAUACUCCUUUAUGGUGCGUUUGAGAUUGCCUGGUGGUUUUGCCACUCCCCAGCAAUACCUCAAGUUGGAUGAGCUUGCUGACGUCAGAGGUAACGAGACGCUUAAGAUCACCACCAGAGCCACGUUUCAGUUGCAUGGUAUUGUCAAGCACAACAUGAAGCCAGCUAUCAGAGGCAUGAACUCUGUUUUGUUGGACACCCUUGCUGCCUGCGGUGACGUCAACAGAAAUGUCAUGGUUUCUGCGCUCCCAGAGAACGCCAAGGUACAUAGCCAGAUUGCCGAGACUGGAACCUUGAUUUCGGAACACUUGUUGCCCCAAACAACUGCUUAUCACGAGAUUUGGUUGGAAGGCGCGGACGAGUCUGACAAGCCUGGAGACAGAGACGUGUGGGAAAACAGAAAAGACGGGCCCAAGAAAAAGAAGACUAUGGUCGCUGGUAACGCCUUGGUUGAUUACGAGCCUCAGUAUGGCCCAACGUAUUUGCCCAGAAAGUUCAAGAUUGUCAUCACUGUGCCUCCAUACAACGAUGUGGACGUAUAUGCACACGAUGUCGGGUUGAUCGCCAUUGUGGAAGACAACGAGGUGAUUGGCUACAAUGUCUGUGCCGGUGGUGGUAUGGGAUCGACUCACAACAACGUCAAGACCUACCCUAGGACUGGUAGCAUGAUGGGGUACGUGUCCAAGGAGAAGGUUCACAUUGCCUGCGAGAAUAUCAUGUUGGUGCAAAGAGACAACGGUGACAGAGGCAACAGAAAGCACGCCAGAUUGAAGUACACUAUCGACGAUAUGGGCGUAGACGUGUUCAAGAGAACUGUCGAGGAAUACUGGGGUGAGAAGUUCGAGGAGCCCAAGCCUUUCGAAAUCAAGAGUAACAUUGACUACUUUGGCUGGGUCAAGGACGAGUUAAACUACAACCACUUUACUGCGUUUAUCGAAAACGGCCGUAUUGAGGAUACCCCCGAGUUGCCACAGAAGACCGGUUUGAAGGUGAUUGCACAGUACUUACUCGACAACAACUUGUCGGGAGAGUACAGACUCACUGGUAACCAGCACUUGGUUAUCUCCAACAUUGAAGAUAAGGAUUUGCCUGCCAUCAAGGACUUGCUUGCCAAGUACAAGUUGGACAACACCAACUUCAGUGCAUUGAGAUUGUCGUCUUCUUCGUGUGUGGCCCUCCCUACCUGUGGAUUGGCCAUGGCUGAAUCCGAGCGUUACAUGCCCGAGUUGAUCACCAAGUUGGAGCAAGCUUUGGAAGAAUACGGUUUGAGACACGACUCAGUGGUGAUGAGAAUGACUGGCUGUCCUAACGGAUGUGCAAGGCCAUGGGUCGCCGAGGUGGCCUUAGUUGGUAAGGCCUUGGGUGCUUACAACUUGAUGUUGGGAGGUGGUCAUCAUGGACAAAGAUUGAACAAGAUCUACAGAUACUCCAUCAAGGAGGACGAGAUUCUCAGCAUUCUUAAGCCCUUGUUCAAGAGAUGGAGUUUGGAGAGAAACGAGGGUGAGCCUUUCGGUGACUUCUGUAUCAGAAUCGGUGUGAUCCAGGAGACCACGGAGGGUAAGUACUUCCACGAGGGCAUCCCAGAGGAGGCUUAAUUCGGGGAGCACAACCACUCACAAAUUGCUAACAUUUUAUAUUUUAUAGCUCGGAUGAGUUAUAGCGAUCAAUAGAUAUACAUUAGAGA
Metschnikowia bicuspidata var. bicuspidata NRRL YB-4993 is the source of this 4571-nucleotide messenger RNA. It is a transcript of the gene ECM17, whose product is annotated as sulfite reductase (NADPH) subunit beta. Lineage: Eukaryota; Fungi; Ascomycota; Pichiomycetes; Serinales; Metschnikowiaceae. Gene Ontology annotation, molecular function: heme binding; sulfite reductase (ferredoxin) activity; iron-sulfur cluster binding. Gene Ontology annotation, biological process: sulfate assimilation. Bases 217 to 4482 code for a protein of 1421 amino acids. The record is from RefSeq and is a predicted model, not a curated record. The transcript has a single exon. Gene Ontology annotation, cellular component: sulfite reductase complex (NADPH).